AUGCCCAAUCCUGCUCUGGUUCUCCGUAAAGAUAUUUCAUUGAUAAAGUUGAGAAUUACUAGUUUUAAUCAGUAUCACGCUUCAACGAUAAGUUCAGUAACCGAUACAUCAAUUGACAGCCGCACCGCACCGAUUCCUGGUCUACGACGAAUAAUGUCUCAGAUGAGUGAUGAUGAGCUCGUUUCUCAAAGGAAUAAACUCGAGAAGGAAGUUUAUGCCCUUGGAGUCGUGAUUAAUGAAUAUUUCCUUACAAGUCAACUGUGCAGUAGCUAUGAUGAAAUAAAUAGCACGCCACUUGUAAAGCGUGUCCGAGAAUUGGGAUAUAGUUCCAUCGAUGAGAUGUUGACGAAUUCUGGCUACUUCACCUCCGCAGUAAUUCGAUCUAAGAAACACUAUAAAGCCGAAAUCAAAGCUGGAAACAAGGCAACCCAAGAUCUGUCUUCGCUCGUUUGUCGUCAAGCUAAAAAGAAAAAGCAUAAAGGAACUAAGAUGAAUACUAGUUCCAGACAAUACUUUGUUCGCAACAAUUUUCAGUCUCAUUCCUUCCACGGACGAACAACUGCUUUUGGAGCAGGUUUCCAUCGUCCGAUGUUUAAACCGUUUUCUCCGAAAAAGGAACUAGAAUACAAUGCUCUGUGGGAAGAAAAUGGAGAACCUUCCCCCACUCCUGGUCCUAAUAAGGGUUUCAAUCUCUCGCGGAGUUCUUGCAUUGCUGCGAAUCAGCCACGGAACAAUAAUGAUGCAGAGACUUGGGAAACCGCGGAUUCAUGUCCACGAUCGAUGAUGGCCGACAGUUACAAAAAUGGCGUAGACUCUUCAUUUCUUAGCAGAAGAAAGAAAGACGCUUUGUCUUCGGUAAGGAGCUCGACUAGCACUGAAUCGUCCUUGUUUUCCACCGAAGACUGUCGCAAUAAUUCUCGCGUGAACUCGAAAAUGGUCGAUCCUGCUUCAUGUUACUCGCCGGCUGCUGGUGUCCAUCGUUUCAUCACAGCGCUUCGUAGUUGUGGUGGAACUGCAACCGCGGAUUUACUCAGAAAAAAGUACAGAGACCUUUACAAGGUUGAAUUGGACAAGCAUGAGCUGAAGAAGUACUUUGGCGUGACUUCUUCACGAAAAAUGGUCGAAACCUUUCUGCCGGAUCUCGUUGAAAUUACAAUGAUAAGAGGAUCUGGAGUACGCUGUUACAAGCUUCUAGAAAUGCGAUCAGAGCUACCGCCGAGACAUCCACCAUCAAUUUCUGAGCUAUACGAUCGCCUUAUAAGCAUUAUGAUAGAGAAGGAACCUGAGCCUGUCCACCUCGACUCGAUUACGAAUCUUUAUUCUGAGAAAUAUGGCGUCAAGCUAGAUCCAAAAGCUGAGUAUCUGAUGACGUGGAAGGAACUGGUGCUGGAGAAGUUCGCCGGCUCUAUUCAGCUCGAUAUGCGAGGGUUCAUUCAUCUGAAUAUGGAAGAUCCUCGUCUGAAGCAAAUGGUGAUGAAAAAACGGGUUGAAGCUUCUUUGGAAGCUGAUAUAGGCAGCGACUCUUUUGAUUCGUGCAAUUCGUCUCUAAGUGAUUUAUCCACGGAGGAUCAAGAUAUACGUACGACGAACUCUCGAAUGACCGAGCCGAAGACAAAUGACCGUACAGCGGUUUAUGUUGACAUGAGCCACCGAUCACAGCGAAAAAUUCAGGAAUUCGAGGACGAAUCGUUUGAAAGGACCUUUGACCGCAACUUGAGGAUUUCUCGAUCAUUUCAUGGCCGGUCAAAAGUUACAGCGUAUUAUGGUGAUGAAGAAUUGAGUGAUAUCGCAGGAACCGAUGCACACAGUGAGAGAAAGAAGCCUGGUUUACGCAUCACGUUCUCCGUACCAUCUGAGCCCAACGAAUCUACGACGAAUCAUCAACGUUUUGCAACAUGUAAUGCAUCAUUAAAUGAACAUACAUCAUCUUCAUCGAUGCCAAAACUAAAAACAACUGUUCCUCCACCCCUUGGCACUUUUUCAUCCGGUUUGGUACAGCCGCAAACAUCGGGAGCACGGCAGCGCUUGGAGAAAACUUUUGCAUCGGUCGGAAGUUUCUUUCGGCGUAGUGGAGUACAUGCAACGACUAGAGAGGCGGAGCCAUCUGCGAGUAGUGUCCGUUUGCAUAGCGGCACUGUUCCAAUGGACAAAAAAGUUCAGGAGAAAUGCUCAAGAUAUCCAGGGAAAGAAAAUUUAGCACUGAAAGCAGAAAAGGAUGUGGAAUGCGCACACCCAUAUUUUAACGUCCACGUAAAAUCAGCAGCUGGAGAAGCCCGCUCAAUCGCUGCACAGAAGGGGUUAGUCAUAAAGUAA
Molecule: messenger RNA, 2313 nt
Organism: Necator americanus (New World hookworm)
Lineage: Eukaryota; Metazoa; Nematoda; Chromadorea; Rhabditida; Ancylostomatidae
Exons: 20
Coding region: 1-2313 (770 amino acids)
Source: RefSeq, a predicted model, not a curated record